Messenger RNA from Pteropus alecto (black flying fox), 2088 nucleotides. RefSeq names its product LETM1 domain containing 1 (gene LETMD1). Gene Ontology annotation, biological process: intracellular monoatomic cation homeostasis. The coding region runs from base 337 to 1137 and encodes 266 amino acids. Gene Ontology annotation, cellular component: mitochondrial inner membrane. Gene Ontology annotation, molecular function: ribosome binding. The record is from RefSeq and is a predicted model, not a curated record. NCBI's taxonomy places the organism in Eukaryota, Metazoa, Chordata, Mammalia, Chiroptera, Pteropodidae. The transcript is spliced from 9 exons.
GUGAACUUUGACCUGAAGAGAGCCUCUUCUCCCCCUCCCUCGCGGGGAAGAUGGCGCUUUCCAGGGUGUGCUGGGCUCGGACUGCUCUAUGGGUUUCGACGGUCACCCCUGGAUCUUAUGUCAACCGGAGGCUGCAGCUUGUUCGCUAUGGACUGGCCUGGGGGGGCCCUCGGUCUUCAAAGCUUCACCUUUCUCCAAAGGCAGAUGUGAAGAGCUUAAUCUCUUAUGUGGUGACCAAGACAAAAGUGAUUAAUGGGAAAUACCACCGUUUUUUGGGUCGUCAUUUCCCCCGCUUCUAUAUCCUGUACACAACUUUCAUGAAAGGCAGGAUUGCAGAUGUUAUGGGCUGAUGCCAAAAAGGCUAGAAGAAUAAAGACAAAUAUGUGGAAGCACAAUAUAAAGUUUCAUCAACUUUCAUACCGGGAGAUGGAGCAUUUGAGACAGUUCCGUCGAGACGUCACCAAGUGUCUUUUCCUAGGUAUUAUUUCCAUUCCACCCUUUGCCAACUACCUGGUCUUCUUGCUAAUGUACCUGUUUCCUAGACAACUACUGAUCAAACAUUUCUGGACUGCCAAGCAACAGAUUGAUUUCUUAGAUAUCUAUCAUGCUCUCCGGAAGCAGUCCCACCCAGAAAUUCUUUGUUAUUUAGAAAAAAUUAUCCCUCUCAUUUCUGAUGCAGGACUCCGGUGGCAUGUGACAGAGUUGUGCACCAAGCUACAGCGUGGUACCCAUCCAGCAAUACAUGACAUCCUGGCUCUGAGAGAGUGUUUCUCUAAUCAUCCUCUGAGUAUGAACCAACUCCACGCUUUGCAACUGAAAGCCUUGAGUCGAGCCAUGCUUCUCACACCUUAUCUGCCUUCUUUCUUGUUGAGACACCGUUUAAAGGCUCAUACCACUGUGAUUCACCAACUGGACAAGGCUUUGGCAAAGUUGGGGAUUGGCCAGCUGACUGCUCAGGAAGUGAGAUCGGCUUGUUAUCUUCGUGGUCUGAAUUCUACCCAUAUUGCUGAAGAGAGGUGUCGAACUUGGCUCGGAGAAUGGCUACAGAUUUCCUGCAGUCUGAAAGAAGCUGAGCUGUCCCUCUUGCUACACAACGUGUUCCUGCUUUCCACCAACUACAUUGGGACAAGGCGCUGAGUGCACAUGGAGCAGAUGGCAUUGUCCUGCAGUCACACAAUACAGCAGCAUCGGACCAAACGGCACUUGUCAGUAAUCUGUGUGCAGUUAGAUGUGUGUAAGGCAGAGGAGGGGGUGCCACAGGCUUUAUAGUGUGGUACCCAUGUGGGAGCUGGAACUAAAACAAACCCUCACCAGAGAUGGCCCAUGUGUGGUGUCAUCCCAACUUCCUUGGAAUUAGCUGUAGCUGGCAGCAGCCCCUGUACAAGGCUUUGACUGUGAUAUGUUAAGUUCGGAUCCUAGGAAGUGAGCUCUUGCCCCCGGUGGAAAUCCUCAUCGUUUGGCCCAGGACUUACCACUGCCAUAUUCUUUUUCAGCUAUGAUUUUGUUAAAAGCAGUUUCCGGCUGCUGAGGUGAACAGUACUACUUAAACUGGAGCAUUUACAUGCAUGUACUUCAGUGUUCUCCUCAACCCUUUGAGAGGACCAAAAAUAGUGAUUUUUCUUGUCCCCUUCACUGGGCUGGCUAACUACUCCCUUUCCUUUUCAAAUCCUUUGUCUUUUUUUUUUUUUUUUCGGUGAAUGACUUACGAGGACGUUCUAAUGGAAAAGAUAAAAGGAACUACAAGUGAUUCUUGACCCCUGCCCCAGUGUUUACAGCCUUCACACCCUGGUCUUAAUUUCUGGGCUGUACUACAACCCUGUGGGUCUUAAACUCUUUGCUACCUCCACUGUGUUGCAGCCAUCUAACUGUAACUGACAAUGGCUGCCUUCUUUAGGCCAUGGAGCAAACCUGUAAGGCACUAAUUACUACUCAACCCAGGAGAGGAGAGGUCUGCAUCCAGAUAGUAAGGUGGGUUUAGCUUUUGUCUGUGUAUGUACAUCAGUGACCUGUAGUUAACUUAUUGUAAAUGCAUGAAGCACUGUUUUUAAACCCAAGUAAAAACUGCCUGAAAUCAGCCGCUGGAAAUUA